Saxophila tyrrhenica is the source of this 1896-nucleotide messenger RNA. RefSeq names its product 60S ribosomal protein L19B (gene RPL19B). NCBI's taxonomy places the organism in Eukaryota, Fungi, Ascomycota, Dothideomycetes, Mycosphaerellales, Extremaceae. Gene Ontology annotation, molecular function: structural constituent of ribosome; RNA binding. Gene Ontology annotation, biological process: translation. Gene Ontology annotation, cellular component: ribosome; cytosolic large ribosomal subunit. The transcript is spliced from 4 exons. The record is from RefSeq and is a predicted model, not a curated record. The coding region runs from base 1 to 1896 and encodes 631 amino acids.
AUGUCUACUCUCAGCUUUUUCGAACGAGCCCUGCUUCGCAAUAAGAACGGCAAAGCGAAGUGCAACUUCUGCAAGCAGCUAAUCCAGUACCUCGAUAAUGGCUUCACGCUCCAACGUCUGCGGAGAGUAUCUCGAAUCCUGCGUGACCUUGUCGACAGCCAGCCAGGCCGCCUCUACCGGCAGCUCUACGUCCCGGCGCCGCUUCCAGGUGGCUCUGAUAUCAGGCGCCUUGAGCUUGUUGCGCCGAUGUGCUAUGCUUUGACCAUCAAAGUUGGGCCGUCUUCACCCGAAGCGAGACCAUCAAGAGCGGUUGUUGAUGGCGAGCCAAGGCGCAGCGACCUGAAGAGGCGACCGUCUCUGUGGAGAAGGAGGAAGAUCGCGGUACCGGAUGGUGAAGCUCACAAGCCUGCAUCAUCGAUACAUAGCCUGGAGAAUCUCUCCAUUCGAGGCAGCACUGAGACUCGUCCAUCGGCCUCACCCGCUCAACUUCUGUUCACCGACCGGCAAGAGCAGAUCGAAGAACGCCAGCUCUGGGCACGUCUUCUCUCACACUUUCGCCAACUUCGAUCAUUGACUCUACGCAUCAACGGUGAUCCAGCAUGGCCAGGGCGUACAGCAGUCGAGGACACGCUCGUCUCUCUGCGAGUGGCCAUCGAGUCAGCCAAUCUGGAGCAUUUGCGGGAGUUCUCGCUCAUGCCGGUCCAUGCGAUGGGCAUCAUUCACCUACGCUGGCACGGCAUCGGAGCUUUCAGCCAAGCACAAGCUUCUGGGGCAUAUGCUUGGAUGCGGAUUGAAACGCUGGACCUUCGCGUAAAGGACCCCUCCGCCACAGGCAAGUUGACCGAUGCACAGCAGCUGAUGUUCAAGAAGAUCCUAUACGAGUACCUUCGCAGCUUUGCACCAUCGCUACGCUGUCUGCGCUUGGUCUGGUUGGGUGGAGAAGGUCCAAGCCCGCUGGCGCUGCAUCAUGAGCCCGGCCUUCAGGGCAGGCAUGCUCUCCGAUGGCCGCAGCUUCGAGAGUUGUUCGUCGGCAACAUAAGACUGCCAAACCAGACUAUCACGCUUGCGAAGGAGCACGCACGGCCGGACACAGCGGUCAAGAUUCUACGCAACACAAGGAGGGACUCUUCGGUGAAGGCGAUUGACUCAUCUGCCUGGGUCGAGGUGUUGGGACCAGCAUCGUCUCCCGUCCUCUCACCAUUGUCGGAACGAGCAAGCAGCGUCUACAGCCAGGAUGGCAAGGCUGAUGACAGCAGUGCUUGGGCGAUUGGAAUUAGCAGGUCGAGCGUGAAUCUGCCGUUCAUGCUGGACUUGGUGAACCUCCGCACGCAGAAGCGCCUGGCGGCGUCCGUGGCCAACUGCGGCAAGCGCAAGAUCUGGCUCGAUCCCAACGAAAGCAACGAGAUCUCCAACGCCAACUCGCGCCAGACGAUCCGCAAGCUCCUCAGCGAUGGCCUCAUCAUCCAGAAGCCCGUGACAAUGCACUCCCGCUCGCGUGCCAGGGAGUUGACGGCUGCGAGGCGGAUUGGACGACACAGGGGUUUUGGUAAGAGGAAGGGUACGGCUGAUGCUAGGAUGCCGAGCCAAGUGAUGUGGAUGCGUCGUCUGCGUGUCCUCCGCCGCCUGCUCGUCAAGUACCGCGCCGCUGGCAAGAUCGACAAGCACCUCUACCACGAGCUCUACCAUCUGAGCAAGGGUAACACCUUCAAGCACAAGCGUGCCCUCGUCGAGCACAUCCACAAGGCCAAGGCCGAGAAGCAGCGCGAGCGCCAGAUCCGCGAGGAGAUGGACGCCAAGCGUGCGAAGAACAAGGCGGCGCGCGAGAGGCGGGUGGAGCGCAAGGAGCAGAAGAAGAACGCGAUGUUGGGCGACGACGACGAUGCUCAGCCACAGUAG